GCGCAGUACACGUGGAUUUAGCAACGAGAACAUAAACAUUGACAAUGGCUGACUGUUGGAAAAGCUGAUAAAAUAGAAGCUGCUUUAAAAAACCUGGAUUUAUUUAUGGUUCUGCUGCUUUAAAGCUUUCAAAAUGGUGUUAAUGACAAUGAUAGGCCGGGCCAGGGAUGGCCUGCCUUUGGCUGCAUCUAUGCAAGCAGAUGAGCAAGUAGGUCUAAUAUAUAUUAAUUUGAUAGGUUGCUUUGUAUAAAAAUAUUGCACUAAUUAAAGUCCCUAAUGCACGCAGGCUUCUUAAUCUUUGUUAUAUCACUCCUUUCACGAUAAACUCUUGGUAUUCCAGUGAUCCACUGAGCCCAAAAAUUAACCUUGUGUUCUUGUAUGCCGCUAUAAAUGUUCACUGCAAAUUGAAAGAGCUAGAACUACCUGAUAUAUACAAGCAAAACUUCGCUUCAAGAGCCUUGAAACGUCGAAGUUCUGCUUGUAUCCUUUCUCAAUCCCUAGCUUUCUUGUUAUCGUCGCUACCUCCAUUGGCACCGACCAGACUGGAAAGUUUGGAAAUUGCGCGUCCGAGAUUAAAAAAAUUUAACAGUAAAUACAUUGGGAACAUCAAAACUGCCCACCCGAGAUCUUGGCUGCACAUUCCAAACUUUCCAGACUGGGGCACCGACCUUUCAAAAUUAUAGGGACUAUUGUGGACCAUUAGAUGUCCAGUUUACUAAAAAAGGUCAGUUUUCAUCCCAAAUAUUUAACAACUGCAGAUUCUGAGCUAAUCCCCACCUUGGCCUGUUUGCAGAACAAGUCUACGAAGUGGGAUCUUUUUUUGUCAGUUGGCACCUUAACUUGUGAAACUGUUUAAAAUAAGAAGUUUUGUAAGAGCUAGGCUGAUGCGAUAUUAAAAAAAAUCAAUAUAUAAACAAAUAUUGAUAAUAUUGACUAUAUCUAAUUAUGCAAAGAUCGCACCAUGAACAGUAGAAAAGAAAUUUCGAUAUGCAAAGAAUCGAAUAUCGACAUUCUUGAAACGUAGAUAUUUGUCAAAAAUAUCGAUAUAUCACAUCGGCCUAGUAAGAGUAAAAUCCAUUUCAAAUGAAUGCUAAAACAUAUUCCUAUUCUAAUAUUCAACUAGUCUGGAAGAGAGUUCCAAGAUUAUCAAGCGCAAGCAAAGCAGAUUUUUAGAAAACUUAGUGACCGAUCACCGGCUCGUUGUAACAUUGAAACUGGCAGCAUGAUGUUUCAGUAAGUGUACAUGACUUUAUAUUACUCUUCCGACACAACGUUGAAUGUUAUGCCCAAAUUAGUUACCGUGCCCAAAAUACAAGACCUAUGCAAUUGUAAAGCGUUGAGUGCAUAACUUGGUGGUUAUCAACUUCAGAAAUGUUCUUGACAAUUAUAGGAGCAAGGGAAUUAAACUAUGUCUCUCAAUUUUAUCCUCAGGGCACAAAAUAACGACCGAUCAACGAUCGGCAGGCAGGGUGUUAGCCAGGUGGCCGUCCGACCGUCCUAUGGACGGCCACUUCUGAAUUUGGACGGCUAAAUUUUAAUGCACAGCCCAAGGGAAUAUUUUCUUGAAUACUUUGUGCCAUAUUUUUGUAACCAUUUUGAUGAUUCUCGCAUGAAGUAUCAAGUAGAAUAAUGUGAAACCGCUGUUUUAAAAAACAGCAAUCAUUUUAUCGCUCAAGCGCCAUGUUAUAGUUACGGUAGUGAUCAUACCAUAUGUGUGUUUUACUAAUUUAAUGACGGAAAUGUGCAUCUAAAACUAAAAGUAAAAAGGUUCAACGAAUAAAACACCACAAUUCCUCAACAACAGAAAAUUGUGGUCAUGCCCAAAAACAUGUGACCACGCCCACAAAAAUAUGUGACCACGCCCACAAAAUUAUUUUGGACGGCCACUUUUGAAAUCCUGGCUAACACCCUGUCGGCAGGAAAUUGCUUUUGAUCAGCAGAGAAGCAAGGUUGCCGAUCAACUUGAUCGGCAAGAACCAUUGUCUUAAUGUUGUUAAUGAACACCAUGCAAUACUACAGCAUUAUCACAGAACAUAUAAACAGAACGUAUCCUAUACUGAUUGGCCAGAUUUUCAUUUGAUCAGCAGAAAAUCAUGUAAUUUUAUCUCUUGCAGUUACGUUAUAGAAAAUGGCGUAUGCUACCUCACACUUACAGAAAAGAUGUUCCCAAGCAGACUGGCAUUUGGUUUUCUUGAGGACAUCGCCAAGGAAUUUUGGAAGCAAUAUAGUUCUGAAAUACCAACAGUCGUUCGGCCUUAUUCAUUUAUUGAGUUUGGUAGGUUGCUUGAGGUUUCAUUGGGUCACUCAAGAAAACAUCCAUACCCCCAGAGGAAAUUGGAAGUUAACCCCCUACCCCCUUUGGAUGUCCUAAUACACUUACUAUUAUCAAAAACUAAUUUUACUAACUGUAGUAAUACUGGCUCAAUAAGAGAUGUCCCUCGCUGGACCUCUAAAGAGAACAGUUUAGAACUGAUAGAGCUAUCCAGUGUAUAUCAAUAAAGUUAGUUUAGUUUAGGUUUCCUCCUGUAGUAACACUGGAUCAAUAAGUGAUGGUGCUUUUCAAGAAACAGUUUCGAACUGAUCUAAAGCUAUCUAUUAUAAAUAAGGAAAGAAUAUUACUUCAUUCAAUAUCAAAUUGUGAGCUAUGCUUUGCAGAUAAUUACAUUCAAAAAGUGAGGAAAAAUUUCAUGGACUCAAGGUCGCGUAGGAAUAUAAAUAGACUAAAUGAUGAGCUACAUGACGUGCAAAGGAUCAUGGUCCAAAAUAUAGACGAAGUUUUACAAAGAGGAGAAACUUUAACAGGUGAAAUAUUCAGGAAAUAAAUUGUCAUAAAUUAACUUCGAAAAUGUGAACAAUCUACAUUGGGCAGAAUUUGUGUGUGUUCACACUACGCCCUUACAGUUUGUUUACAAAUUAAAUUAGCACUCAUGUAAACCCAAAAUAUCUCAAAUAAGAGCAAAGAAAUUUGAACGAAAAGCAUUCGACAAAAAUUUUCUGCAGACCAACGGAGUAUUUUUGUGCUAAAUCUGCAUGUGGAUAAACAUAUAGUGUUCUAGCUGACCAUGGUUUUAAAUUCAAGGAAUGUCUGUCAACCAUACGUUGUUGCGCCCAUAGUGGUACAUGGAUGUUAAGGUUUCCUUCAAAUUUUCAAUAGCAAAUCUUCAUUCAAACGAAUUUCCUGCAGCUGUUUAACAUUUCCUGCGAGCAGUGCUCGCGUGCUCGCCUAUUUUCCCACCCCUGGUGCUAUAUAUAUAUAUAUAUAAUGAAAAGAAUUAACAUUAUUCUACUAUGACAGCUGUAAGAUUUCCAGCUAUUUACGCGUAAUGUUUUCUACUCUUUCAGAAUUAGAUGACAAAGCUGGCAAACUAAAGUAUCAGUCGGGAAAAUACAAGUCAGACGCACAGUAUUUAAAUCUACGAACUGCUUACGCAAAAUAUGCCGCCGUUGCAAUCGUUUUACUCAUUUUCAUCAUUUACGUUAGAUACUGGCUGUUUUAACAAUAUCACGUCGCAGAGCAGACAUUGCAGAAAAUAUAUAAAUUGAUAUAUAAAUUACACAAACAUGCAUACGAAAUAGGUCGUUGAUUUUAAAACUUUAGCUUGCUACACGCGUACAAAUUUCAACAAGAUGUGUUCGCACUGCUUGUCCCCACUUGGUAACAAGCCUGCAACACCUUGUCAUCAUCUUGUAACAAGCUUGAUGAGGCCAACACAAGCUCGCAACAUGUUGUUCUAACAAGUCUGAUAUCGUCUGCACGUAACAAGUUGAUGACAACAAGCUCGUAGCAACUUGUUACGAACAGCCUGUAUUAGUCUUGUUGAAACAACUUGUAGCAAGCCUGUUACCAUCAUCAACCUUGUAACAAGGUGAUAACAACUUGUUCCAAACUUGUCACAACUACUACCUAGGAACAAGCAACUGAGGCUAAUCAACAAUGUUUUGAUCAAUGUGCCCAAUUGAAUUAUAACAGAGACGGAUAACGGAUUAUCCAUCUUAGUGUGAACUGCCGAGAUAGAAUAGUGCGAUCUGUUAACUGGCUAUGGUUCUGAACGCAAUUGUGUCUGAGUAGAUAAACAAGCAUCUAUUUUGUCUUCACUGAUAAUCCGUCAAUUUGCUGCCCUUUCACCAUAUUCAUGUACUUCUAUAGUAGUUUAAAAAACGUUGAAAUUAUAAUGCUAUAUAUUACGUCAUAUUGUUAUUGUUCGCAGAAAAAAUUGUAAUGACAUUU
Paramuricea clavata is the source of this 4228-nucleotide messenger RNA. Lineage: Eukaryota; Metazoa; Cnidaria; Anthozoa; Malacalcyonacea; Plexauridae. The record is from the annotation of a GenBank genome assembly.